UAUGAUUAUUUCUGCUCGUUAGUUUCAAAACCCGGUAGUACACUCUACGGCGAUGUCUAUUCCGUCGUUAAUGGCGUCGUUGCGUUAACGUUGAUUCGUAAGGAUGAGAACGGAGACGAAAUCGAUAUCAAUCGAUCUCUCAUCGAACUCGGAUUCGCUACAGAGAAAGAGGAGAAUUAUUAUUCGCACGCAAAUCACGAUCUUCGGUUAUACAAUGCCGAUUUGUCGGACGAACAGUGUCGUUAUUAUGAAACGAUGCAAUACAAUCAAGACGCUAAUGUACCGGAUAAUUAUCCCGAACCCCCUCCCAGUUCCGAGUGUACGAGCAAAGUGAAUUUACGGGGCCCGUAUUCGCCUUUGGAAAUCCAAUUCGUCAAUCUUACCGAAGCUGGUAAAAUUAAGAACGUAAAAAUAUCUCCGUCCUCCAUGAACUGUGUCCUCUUGGACACCGAACCCGAAGACUCGUCUCAACGGCUUUUGGUAGCGGGAUCCAUUUCUCAAGGUGCCAAUAGUCACAAUUUGAUGUUAUACAAUACGACGUUGAUGCCACGGAUUCCUGGAUUAGCUGCUCUGAUCGUAUUAAUAUUUACACCACACAUGGAAUUAAGACGAAGUCCUUUAGGAACUUACUAUACCGGCGUCUUAUGCGGAUUGGGUUACGACUCUGUCACCAAGGCGAGCAUAUUUCCAGAACACGAUAUAGAACUUCUCUUCGAUGUUGAGAUUAAUUUGGAAGACUUGCAAUAUAUAAACCGAUUGCGUCAUUGGAUCGAUACGGCAAUGCAAACUAAUCUCUCGUCGGAAAGUACACAUAACAUGGAAGAGAUAAUUGUCUGUCAAAAUAGGAUAAAGGAUGCCUUGCUGAAAUUGUGUACUUCGAGGAAACGGGCAUCUCAAGCUCUUGAAUUAACUCCAAAAUUCAGCAAGUGGAAUUUGUACGACGAGUCUUUGUUGCUUUCGCCUAGCAAUCCAUCUUUGCUUAAAAAAAGUAUAUACCCAUUGCACAAGGCAUUGGAAUUGGAAUCUCAUAAAGAUUUGGAAGACGUCGUAAAGAACUUGAAGUAUUUACGUACAUUGAUAACUGAAGAUUCGAGGAAAUUUGAAAAUACUAACAUUCCUUGCAAAUUAUGUAAAGUUACGUUACCCGACGUGUUUGAUGUACGAAAACAUUUGUAUACGGAAAAGCAUAGAUUCAACGAGCAAUCAUUACGUAUCGAGUUUUGAAGUACACUGUUGAAUAUACGCAACGCCCAACGGAACAACGGACGGAUACAGGGAUAAAGAAAUUCUGUUUUCACGUAGCGUACCAGUAUUACUUACUACAUACAGUAUUAAUU
Ceratina calcarata is the source of this 1337-nucleotide messenger RNA. Its product is annotated as putative ATP-dependent RNA helicase spindle-E. The transcript is spliced from 3 exons. The record is from RefSeq and is a predicted model, not a curated record. Bases 256 to 1224 code for a protein of 322 amino acids. NCBI's taxonomy places the organism in Eukaryota, Metazoa, Arthropoda, Insecta, Hymenoptera, Apidae.